ACAAUUUUCCGCCAAAUCAUCAAUCUAAUAAUUAAAAUAGAGCAACCCUAAUCUCUAUACAUUAUUGCUAUGUCCGACACAUUUUGAAUUCAACUCAUUUAGAGGGAGAGGGAGGUGGGGAUGGCAAUAUUGUACGCGUUGGUGGCACGUGGAUCUGUUGUUUUGGCGGAGUACAGCUCCACAACGACGACGGCAAACGCGAUCGCCAGGCAAAUCCUCGAAAAGAUCCCUGGGAACAACGACACCAAUGUUUCGUACUCUCAGGAUCGGUAUAUUUUCCAUGUCAAACGUACCGAUGGACUCACCGUACUUUGUAUGGCCGAUGAUACUGCCGGACGGAGAAUUCCUUUUGCAUUUCUGGAAGAAAUUCACCAAAGAUUUGUGAGGACAUAUGGCAGAGCUGUAUUGUCUGCCCAAGCGUAUGCCAUGAAUGAUGAAUUUUCAAGGGUAUUGAGCCAACAAAUGGAGUAUUUCUCAAACGAUCCUAAUGCUGACAGAAUAAACCGUCUAAAAGGUGAAAUGAGUCAGGUGCGCAAUGUCAUGAUAGAGAAUAUUGAUAAAGUUUUGGACAGAGGUGAUCGUUUGGAGUUGCUGGUUGAUAAAACAGCCACAAUGCAAGACAACACUUUCCGCUUCAGGAAGCAGGCUCGACGUUUUAGAAGCACUGUAUGGUGGAGAAAUGUUAAGCUAAUGGUUGCGUUGAUAUUCCUACUCCUGGUUAUAGUGUACGUUGUUUUGGCUUUUGUUUGUCAUGGCCUUACUCUUCCAACUUGUCUGAAGUGAGGAUCAACAUCAAGUGGGAUCUCCUUGCCUUUUCCGGUACUGUUUAUUUGUUUAGUAUAUGUGCAAUUCAACUACCUUAGAUCUUCACGAGGAAUGCUUUAUCUUGUCUUGAAGAAACCUCGGAAUUGUGUGUAACCUUUUUAGUGAAAAGUUGAGCUUGUUCAGCUUUUUUGUUUUUCGAUUCCUAGUUUGAGAAGUUAAGAUGCCUGAAUUGUUCUCAGGGCCUCUUUUGUCUAUCGAGAUAUUUUGGCACUGGGAAACAGAAUAAUUCUGUAAUCAAAUUGUGAAACGAUUGUAAUCGUCUCCUUAUUUAUUUGUGAAAUUAUUAUGGUUUAAUGUGAAAUAUAUUUAUUCA
Molecule: messenger RNA, 1138 nt
Organism: Olea europaea var. sylvestris
Lineage: Eukaryota; Viridiplantae; Streptophyta; Magnoliopsida; Lamiales; Oleaceae
Product: vesicle-associated membrane protein 711-like
Exons: 4
Coding region: 121-783 (220 amino acids)
Biological process (GO): vesicle-mediated transport
Cellular component (GO): membrane
Source: RefSeq, a predicted model, not a curated record